AGAGGGCCCUGCGCCGCCUUUCUCCGCUGGCACCGGCGCCGCUCCCUGCUCCUCCUUCCCGGCCAUGGCGUUCACGUUCGCGGCCUUCUGCUACAUGCUGGCGCUGCUGCUCACCGCCGCGCUUAUCUUCUUCGCCAUCUGGCACAUUCUGUUUCCUUGUGAACUUUGAUGCAGAUUGGAUUGAUUACUUUGUUGACUGCAUCUCCGAACUUUUCCCCUAAACCAUACUUUGACCGCCAGAGUUUCUCAAGAGACAGCCUUCUUUUCAGGAUUAUAGCAUUUGAUGAACUGAAGACUGAUUACAAGAAUCCCAUAGACCAGUGUAAUACCCUGAAUCCUCUCGUACUUCCAGAGUACCUCAUCCAUGCUUUCUUCUGUGUCAUGUUUCUUUGUGCAGCAGAAUGGCUUACGCUGGGUCUCAAUAUGCCCCUCUUGGCAUACCAUAUUUGGAGGUAUAUGAGUAGGCCAGUGAUGAGUGGACCAGGACUCUAUGACCCUACAACCAUCAUGAAUGCAGACAUUUUAGCAUAUUGUCAGAAAGAAGGCUGGUGCAAAUUGGCUUUUUAUCUUCUAGCAUUUUUUUACUACCUAUACGGCAUGAUCUAUGUUUUGGUGAGCUCUUAGAACAACACACAGAAGAAUUGGUCCAGUAAGUGCAUGCAAAAAGCCACCAAAUGAAGGGAUUCUAUCCAGCAAGAUCCUGUUUCCAAGAGUAGCCUAUGGAAUCUGAUCAGUUACUUUAAAAAAUGACUCCUUAUUUUUUAAAUGUUUCCACAUUUUUUGCUUGUGGAAAGACUGUUUUCAUAUGUUAUACUUGGAUAAAGAAUUUAAAUGGAAUUACGUAUAAAUUAAUAUAAAAUGAUACCUCUGGUGUUGACAGGUUUGAACUUGCACUCCUUAAGGAACAGCCAUAAUCCCUUGAAUGAUUGCAUUAAUUAUUGACUAUCCUUAGUCCAUUGGAAGCUUUUGUUUAUAGGAACUUGUAGGGUUCAUUUUGGUUUAUUGAAGUGCCAUCUAAUUAUAAAUUAGCUGUAGAUAUCAGGUGCUUCUGAUGAACUGAAAAUAUAUAUCUGACUUGUGGGAAACUUCAUGGGUUUCCUCAUUUAUCAUGUAUGUGAUUAUAUAUGGACACAUUGACAAAAUAAGAAGAGUGGGAUUUUCUCCCCUUCAACUUGAAUAUUAUCCCUGUAUAUUGCAUGAGUGAGAGAUUUCCCAUUAUUUCCAUCAGAGUAAUAUACUUGCUUUAAUUCUUAAGCAUAAGUGAACAUGAUAUAAAAAUAUAUGCUGAAUUACUUGUGAAGAAUGCAUUUAAAGCUAUUUUAAAUGUGUUUUAAUUUGUAAGACAUUACUUAUUAAGAAAUUGGUUAUUAUACUUAAUGUUCUAAUCUGGUGGUAAAGGUAUUCUUAAGAAUUUGCAAGUACUUUAGAUUUUCAAAACUGAAUGAGAGAGAACAUUGUAUAACCGUCCUGCUGUUCCUUUAGUGCAAUACAAUAAAACUCUGAAAUUAA
Messenger RNA from Prionailurus viverrinus (fishing cat), 1509 nucleotides. RefSeq names its product cornichon family AMPA receptor auxiliary protein 1 (gene CNIH1). Bases 169 to 624 code for a protein of 151 amino acids. The transcript is spliced from 6 exons. Gene Ontology annotation, biological process: vesicle-mediated transport. Lineage: Eukaryota; Metazoa; Chordata; Mammalia; Carnivora; Felidae. The record is from RefSeq and is a predicted model, not a curated record.